UUGGUUCCUACCCGAGCAAACAAAGCGGAAUUCGAGAAAUUUCCCCCUCGGGCGCGUCGCUUGGUUCUUCUUUUAGCCGCCCGUCCGUCCUUUCAUAACAUCCCCAGUUUAACAAGCGGAAACUAUGUUCAUUUUUUAUUCCUGGAACAUUUUCUAACUCCGGCGUAUUCUGCCAUUGCGCAACAGUGGAGGACACGUUCACGAAUAGCAGCCGGCUUAGCUUACGUAAAUUUAGCUUAGUUUAGCUUGACGAGGCUGGGCUGAGAUGACAAGCGGCUUUUACUGCCACCUUCACGGCCGUAAAAAACAUUUUGUAGCCGCCGAUGUCAACGUCACUUUUACGGCUUUCUGCUGCUGUUGCUGCUGUUGUGGAGCGACCAUGAAGACGUGUUGAGUUCAGCUUAGUUUAGCUGCUAGGCCAGCUCUUCCUUCCACGUUCACUUCCUCCUUCCUCUUCCUGCUUUUGUGCCCCACGUCCACACGAAGCUGUUGAGGAGUAUGAGCGCCAUGCGCGUGGACGCCAAGGUGGUGAUGCUGGGCAAGGAGAGCGUGGGCAAGACCAGCCUUGUGGAGCGAUACGUCCAUCACCGCUUCCUGGUCGGACCCUAUCAGAACACUAUCGGUGCCGCCUUUGUGGCCAAACCAAUCCAGGUGGGAUACAAAGUGAUCACUUUGGGAAUAUGGGACACGGCCGGUUCUGAACGCUAUGAAGCCAUGAGCAGAAUCUAUUACAGAGGAGCCCGGGCGGCCGUCGUCUGCUACGAUCUGACGGACAGCAGCAGUUUCCAGCGAGCUCGUUUUUGGGUGAAAGAACUGCAAAACUGCGAGGAGCAAUGUAAGAUCUACCUGUGCGGUACCAAGAGCGACCUGAUCCAAGGAGACCGGACUCUGCGUCAGAUCGACUACCACGACACUCAGGACUUUGUUGAAGAGAUUGGCGCGCAGCAUUUUGAGACCUCAAGCAAAACAGGAAGCAACGUGGAUGAGCUGUUCCAGAAAGUGGCCGAGGACUACAACAAUGCCACCUUCCAGUACAUGACAGCAGAGGAAACGGGAGUGAACCUUGGCCAGAAGAAAGAGUCGUACUUCUACUCAUGCUGCCACAGCAACUGACGCUGGACCGCGGAAAGGAAGACGCGUGCCGGAUCAGGAGCGCGACUCCUAAGGAAAAAGAACAUAAAAAAAGAAGAAAGUUUUUCUUUUGUGCCAUGACCAUGCCGAACUAUUUGGAGGAGUCUCUGCUGGGUGGAGGUUUGAAUUUAAGAACAAACAUUUCAUCUAGAAGGGGAUCUUCUCUAAAGCUGUGCUGGUUGGAGACAAGACAACUGAGCUGCUGUGACUCAUUUGAUGAGUUUUUUUUGGGGAGGGUUAUGCAUUUUUCCUCCACAGCAAGUGUUUUAAUAAGGUCAGUGACACGCUUCCACCAAAAUACCCCAAGGAUCAAGAAUUAGAGCAUAUGUUACACUAAAAUCUGCCUGUUUUGAGGGGGCGGCCCUGUCUCAUGUAAGCAAGCCAUCGCAUACUGCUGGGCCUUUGGCAAGGACUGAUUUUGUUACCAUAACAACUAGGGAGUCUCCAAAACUAAGGCAAAAUGCGAGCUCCCCUCAAAUGGAUUCUGGUCUCUGCGGAUCUACCAAAAGUCCAUGCAGCUCUCCUUACCUUUUGGCUUUUUCUGUAGUGUUUCCACCCCUUCGGUGUCCAGUAAAGGCUGCACAUGAAUGGUGGUUGCACUAAAGGCCACCACUGGCUAAUGAAACCCGGAUUGUGGUCUCUACUUCCUGUAUCUCAGCAUCACAUGAUUUUGGUCCUCAACUUGCAUGGCCUGAGCUGCCUGAAUGGAAAAAGUGACUGACUUUUCUACUUUUUUUGACACUCAUUUUUCAAAUUUUUUUCUCUUGCCUUUUUGCGCUUGUAUCCUCUAUUGGGAAAAUUUGUCAACAUACGGGAAGAAGACAUCUAAAUGGCAUACUGACAUGAAGUGACCUCAGAUAUUUACAGCGUUGUUUGACAUUUAGCCGUCAUUUGUUUGCGCACUUAUUUAUUGCCUUUUCAAAUCAUGGUGCCAAAUAAUGCUUAAAACUGCUUGAAUCUUUUUUUUUUUUUUUUUCCUUACAAA
Molecule: messenger RNA, 2116 nt
Organism: Phyllopteryx taeniolatus (common seadragon)
Lineage: Eukaryota; Metazoa; Chordata; Actinopteri; Syngnathiformes; Syngnathidae
Gene: rab24
Product: RAB24, member RAS oncogene family
Exons: 9
Coding region: 499-1113 (204 amino acids)
Molecular function (GO): GTP binding; GTPase activity
Source: RefSeq, a predicted model, not a curated record